This is a messenger RNA of Torulaspora delbrueckii, 627 nucleotides long. RefSeq names its product Lge1p (gene LGE1). The transcript has a single exon. The record is from RefSeq and is a predicted model, not a curated record. NCBI's taxonomy places the organism in Eukaryota, Fungi, Ascomycota, Saccharomycetes, Saccharomycetales, Saccharomycetaceae. Bases 1 to 627 code for a protein of 208 amino acids.
AUGAGUGAGGAAAAUAGUUUUUACGAUAGGUCUACGGACGACCCACACUCUAACGGUUACUCCAGAGGAUAUCACAGGGACCAAGGACGGUACAACUCCUAUAACCACAGAAACGAUUACUAUAAUAAUGACUACUACUACAACAACAACGGAAGGUCCAAUAGUGCACACCACUUUUAUGGACAGCGUUACAAUUACAACAACUACAACAACUACAACCACUCGUACAAUCGGAGAGAAUCUGAAGGGUACAGAGGUAGAUAUGGUGCCCGUUACAAACCAUACCCUCAGGAAACCGUGAGAAGUGGGAAUAGCACACCCGUUCAAGCGCAGCCAGAAGCAGUACCGGUACGAUCUAGUCCCAUCCCAAAGAGAGUUGAUAUGGCAGAAUCGUGUUUUUAUUACCUGACAGACCUGGAUAAAUCUACAGACGACCCAGUCGAGCUACAAAAAAUUCGUGAAACCUUGCGAGAAGGCGAACAGUUGGACCGUGAAUUAGAAACUCAUAAUCUAAAACUUCUUAAGACAGAGUUAGAAUUGGGUCUUUUGACUACACAAUGUGAAAGAGACGCCUUGAACGUUCAAUCAACACAGGAGAAAUUGGAUUCUUUGCUAAUGCAAACAUAA